ACGAAAAAGCUAUUUAACCUCGAUUUUACAGACAGCUGACAAAUGUCAAAAUGUUGCGGUACUGUCAGCGAAUAUAGGAUCCUAAAAAAUUGAAAAUAUUUGUACAUUAUUUUCACCGAUAGACUGCAAAAAUAAAUAAAUAUACGUAUAAAAUGGAAACCAAAGUUGCAGUAGUAACUGGAAGCAAUAAAGGAAUAGGCUUUGAAAUCGUUAAAGGAUUGUGUCAGAAGUUUAAUGGUGUAGUGUACCUCACAGCUCGAAAUGAAGAAAGAGGGCGGCAAGCUAUUAGGAAGCUACGAGAGUUCGAGUUAAAUCCUUUAUUUCAUCUGCUGGAUGUAACAGAUGAAGAAAGUAUAAAAGAGUUCGCUUCCCAUAUUUCAAAACACCAUUCGGGUAUUGAUGUAUUCGUAAACAAUGCCGGCAUUCUGGACUUUGAUAAGUCUGUACCUUCCUAUGAAGACGCUAAGAAAUUAAUCGACACGAAUUUCAUGAGCUUAUUAACCAUAUCAAAAAUAUUAUACCCUCUACUGAAAAACGAUGCACGAAUUAUAAAUCUAAGUAGUGAUUGGGGUUUGUUAUCGAAUAUCAGGAAACAAGUGUGGUUAGAUACGCUCGUAAAGGAUGAUCUUACAGUGGAAGAAAUAUUGCAAUUUGUUAACGAUUUCUUAACUGCUGUGAAAGGUGGUAAAAAUACAUUUGUAUCGUUUGCGGGUCAGCAUGGCGAUUACAAAGUUUCAAAAGUGGCAUUGUCUGCGUUAACCUUUGUGCAACAGAGACAAUUUACUGAACAAGGGAAAGAUAUUUCAGUUAAUUGUGUUCACCCUGGGUUCAUUAAAACUGAUAUGACAAAAGGAAUGGGUGAUUUUGAACCUGAAAGAGGUGCACGAGCUCCACUUUAUUUGGCCCUAGAAGCACCUCAGUCACAGAAAGGCACAUUUGUGUGGCAUGAUUGUCAUCAAGUAAAUUGGGACGAUUGAACAAUCCAAUCAUAAGAUUGUUAGUCUUGCAAACAUGAUAAUCCUGUGAUAAGUGUCACACACACUUUAAAAAUUUGAAUAUAUAAUUUCCUUUCGUUAAAA
Molecule: messenger RNA, 1079 nt
Organism: Bombyx mori (domestic silkworm)
Lineage: Eukaryota; Metazoa; Arthropoda; Insecta; Lepidoptera; Bombycidae
Product: carbonyl reductase [NADPH] 1
Exons: 1
Coding region: 153-977 (274 amino acids)
Molecular function (GO): carbonyl reductase (NADPH) activity
Source: RefSeq, a predicted model, not a curated record